UUUUCCACACUGUUGCUCCUCCUUCUUUGAGACACAUCAUGUUAAUAGUUUCCCUGUCGUACUCUCACAGGAGGCUCUCACAUACAUAAGCAGAUAUCAUGGAAAAGGGACCUCCUCCUCCAGAAAUGUCCGCACCGCCGUACCCCGGCCCCCCUACGGGUGUGUACCAUACUCAGCCUACCAAUCAAACGGUUUCUCAACCUGCUUACCAACACCAGGUUGUCUAUUCUGUGAACCAUGUGGCGGUGGUGCAGCACCUGCCAACCGAUUGUCCCGCACAGAUGACGUGUCCUCACUGCCAAACCUCUGUUCUCACUAGAACUGAGUACAGAAAUAGUACGCGCACAUGGGUGUGCUGUGUCUUAAUAGGGCUUUUCCUGUGCUGGCCUUGCUGUUUCAUCCCGUUCUGCGUGGAUUCUUGCAAGGAUGUGGAACAUAUCUGCCCCUCCUGUAACAACAUCCUGUACACCUAUAAACGCAGGUGAAACAGCACUGCUGGGUAAACUUUCCUGAAGCUGAAGAAGUCUAACAUAAACAUAAAAUAAAUAAACAUAAGCAUUAGAGACAAGCACUUUUUUAAACUCUAUGCUUGUUUAACAUGCUGCAUUACUUUGUAUUGUGCAUAUGCGUAGUACAAACAGCUGUGAUUCUUUCUUUUCUUUUGUUGAUUUAAAAUGUGUUAUCAUGUUACCCAAAUAAAUGUAAACAUACAUAUGUGAAAUCUAAUUAUCAUCAUAUUUUUUCUUGAUCUGAGUGAUGUCUCAAUAUAAUAUAUUUCAGUGUUAAAUAUAAGUAUCAAUGCACAUUUAAUGACAUACUGACAUUAAAAAGCAGCUACAUGGUGAUGAUGUAUGAUAAUCAUAUCAUCAAGUGAAAUUGUUUACGGAUUUAACUCUGUUAAUAAUUGAAGGCCAGUCUUAUUUCUGCAAUAAUACCCAAAAUCACUGCUUGUACCAUGAAAUUAUUCAAAUGAAUAAAUUCCCAAUUAAUCACCA
Messenger RNA from Larimichthys crocea (large yellow croaker), 995 nucleotides. Its product is annotated as cell death-inducing p53-target protein 1 homolog. Gene Ontology annotation, cellular component: nucleus; cytoplasmic side of late endosome membrane; cytoplasmic side of lysosomal membrane. The transcript is spliced from 5 exons. NCBI's taxonomy places the organism in Eukaryota, Metazoa, Chordata, Actinopteri, Sciaenidae. The record is from RefSeq and is a predicted model, not a curated record. The coding region runs from base 99 to 485 and encodes 128 amino acids. Gene Ontology annotation, molecular function: zinc ion binding.